CGGCGGGCGGGGCCGGGCUGCAGGGAGCGGCGGGCUGGGGCGGGCUCGGGGCGGGCUCCGCGCUCCGUCCGCCCCCUCGCGCCCGCGCCGCGCUCGCUCAGCUCCCGCCCGCCUGUGCCGCCUGUGCGGCCGCCGCGAGCCAAGUUUGCGCGGACCCCGUCCCGAGCCCGCCGCGGCCAUGGACGCGCCCGCCCGGCUGCUGGCCCCGCUCCUGCUCCUCUGCGCGCAGCAGCUCCGCGGCACCAGAGCGAUGAAUGACAUCGGUGACUACGUGGGCUCCAACCUGGAGAUCUCCUGGCUCCCCAACCUGGAUGGGCUGAUAGCCGGCUACGCCCGCAACUUCCGGCCUGGCAUCGGAGGCCCCCCCGUGAAUGUGGCCCUUGCCCUGGAGGUGGCCAGCAUCGACCACAUCUCAGAGGCCAACAUGGAGUACACCAUGACGGUGUUCCUGCACCAGAGCUGGCGGGACAGCAGGCUCUCCUACAACCACACCAACGAGACCCUGGGCCUGGACAGCCGCUUCGUGGACAAGCUGUGGCUGCCCGACACCUUCAUCGUGAACGCCAAGUCGGCCUGGUUCCACGACGUGACGGUGGAGAACAAGCUCAUCCGGCUGCAGCCCGACGGCGUGAUCCUGUACAGCAUCCGAAUCACCUCCACUGUGGCCUGUGACAUGGACCUGGCCAAAUACCCCAUGGACGAGCAGGAGUGCAUGCUGGACCUGGAGAGCUACGGUUACUCAUCGGAGGACAUCGUCUACUACUGGUCGGAGAGCCAGGAGCACAUCCACGGGCUGGACAAGCUGCAGCUGGCGCAGUUCACCAUCACCAGCUACCGCUUCACCACGGAGCUCAUGAACUUCAAGUCUGCUGGCCAGUUCCCACGGCUCAGCCUGCACUUCCACCUGCGGAGGAACCGCGGCGUGUACAUCAUCCAGUCCUACAUGCCCUCCGUCCUGCUGGUUGCCAUGUCCUGGGUCUCCUUCUGGAUCAGCCAGGCGGCGGUGCCCGCCAGGGUGUCUCUAGGCAUCACCACGGUGCUGACGAUGACCACGCUCAUGGUCAGUGCCCGCUCCUCCCUGCCGCGGGCAUCAGCCAUCAAGGCACUGGACGUCUACUUCUGGAUCUGCUAUGUCUUCGUGUUUGCCGCCCUGGUGGAGUACGCCUUUGCGCAUUUCAACGCCGACUACAGGAAGAAGCAGAAGGCCAAGGUCAAGGUCUCCAGGCCGAGGGCAGAGAUGGACGUGAGGAACGCCAUCGUCCUCUUCUCCCUCUCUGCUGCCGGCGUCACGCAGGAGCUGGCCAUCUCCCGCCGGCAGCGCCGCGUCCCGGGGAACCUGAUGGGCUCCUACAGGUCAGUGGGGGUGGAGACAGGGGAGACGAAGAAGGAGGGGGCAGCCCGCUCAGGAGGCCAGGGGGGCAUCCGUGCCAGGCUCAGGCCCAUCGACGCAGACACCAUUGACAUUUACGCCCGCGCUGUGUUCCCUGCGGCGUUUGCGGCCGUCAAUGUCAUCUACUGGGCGGCGUACGCCAUGUGAGUACAGGACUCAGGCCACCCUCGCUUGUCCUGGCGCCCGGCGGCGGCUGCCCAGAAACUUCCUGGGAGAAAGAGCCCUCGGGCUGCCUUCCCCUCUGCGUGUUUCGAAGCGGGAUGACAGUCGGCCACAGAAAACAAGAGGAAGCCUCGGCCUCCCUGAGCUCUGACCCCAGCCUCACCCGAAAGGCCAGCCUGGGGCUCUCCGGCAGGCAGCGUGAGACCUGCACAGAUGAAGGAGCAGAGGGUCUGACCGAGAGGCUGAGCCAGGCCGGGGUCUGGGCCCUUCAGAGAGCCGCGGAGUUUUAGGUUCAGAAAGUGAUCCUGGUUUCUAGGUCUUUGCUCUGCAGGAUCGGGAUCAGAGCGUGGGAGGAGGUGGGAGUGGACGUCCAUCCGGUGAAGAGUGAAGGCGUUUGUGAGGUCUUUCUGGUCCCAGCAUGAAAUAAAGCCUUGGCCUGGGGGCUGCUUCAUUCUC
Molecule: messenger RNA, 2008 nt
Organism: Gorilla gorilla gorilla (western lowland gorilla)
Lineage: Eukaryota; Metazoa; Chordata; Mammalia; Primates; Hominidae
Gene: GABRD
Product: gamma-aminobutyric acid type A receptor subunit delta
Exons: 9
Coding region: 179-1537 (452 amino acids)
Biological process (GO): monoatomic ion transmembrane transport
Cellular component (GO): membrane
Molecular function (GO): GABA-A receptor activity; extracellular ligand-gated monoatomic ion channel activity
Source: RefSeq, a predicted model, not a curated record